Gilbertella persicaria is the source of this 3012-nucleotide messenger RNA. RefSeq lists its product as uncharacterized. Gene Ontology annotation, molecular function: guanyl-nucleotide exchange factor activity. Bases 1 to 3012 code for a protein of 1003 amino acids. Lineage: Eukaryota; Fungi; Mucoromycota; Mucoromycetes; Mucorales; Choanephoraceae. The transcript is spliced from 6 exons. The record is from RefSeq and is a predicted model, not a curated record.
AUGCCACAUCCUUUGAACAAGACAACUUGGUUAGACAGUAGCGUAGAAGCAUCAUGGAAGCACCAGGAAUGUCAUUUGUCUUCUAAGCAACUUCCAACCCCACUUUUAUCUAAUUUAUCAUCCUUAUUCGUCAAUACUGUUGCUUAUUUGAAUCUGACAAAACAAGAAGCGUUGAAUACCAUUGGCUACUUUUUACAUGAACAAGACGAUUUAGUACAUGCGCAAUUGCUCGACUGCUUUAUCAAUAACCAACUAUUAAACCCUAUCAAAGACUCCAUUCAUCUCGGCAUAAACCAACAAUACAAGUUUAAUCUAUCAGGCGUUUUUAUACCACUGACUAAAUGCUAUUCUCCAUCUUGCCAAUCAAGCCAUAUUACAUGUUACUCGCCCUUGUGUCCAAACAAGCGUGUAUCGAGUCCAUUGCGGAUGACAAACCAACACAGCUUCAAAGAGACAUUGAAUGAAGAAAAAGUAUUUUGUAAUGGUUAUACAAACGCACAACAGAAAAUUCCCAAAGACUGGAUUGAAAGUAUUCCUCACCAUAUCAGAGACUCAACCAACCGAAAAGAACUCAAACGACAAGCUGGAAUUGCAGAACUCUUGUUGACAGAACAAAACUACUGUCAUGAUCUUGAUAUUCUAGAUCAAGUCUAUGCUAUUCCUUUACUCGAAUCAACCGAGAUUAUCAGCCAUCCUUCCCGUCGACAAAGGUUUCACAAUAAUGUAUUUGGUAACUAUCUUGACAUUGCACACUUACAUCAUGCAUUCUAUGACAAAUUAACUUGUCAUAAUCGGCAAUCCAGUUUCUUUGUUGGACGUAUUGGUAGCUUGAUUAUGCAGCAUGCAACAAGUUUGGUUGAGCCUUAUAUUCAGUAUGUUUCCAACCACAUUAAAGCAAUUCACUGCAUGACAAUUGAACACAAACAUAAUGCACAUUUCGCUCGCUUUCUAGAAGCGCAAAACGCAAAAAAAUGCACUCGAAGGCUAGGACUUGUGCAUUACCUUACCUCUCCCACAUUCUGGAUAGGCAAAUUUAAACUCAUUGUAGAAGCAAUUCUCAAAAACACCAUAGAUGAUGCAGACCAACUCUCACUCAAAGCAUCCUUGGCUAUUCUCCAUGACACGCUGUGCCGUAUGAACUGCUCGACAUUCAAUGUGUCUCCUCAAGAUCUCCGUUUUGAAGAACUGCUGAUCUCAAUCUAUGUACAGAGCCAUCAACACUCAAAUGAACUGCAACUAUUAGCUUUACCCAAGCAUAGCAAAUUGAUACGUGAAGAAGUGCUGUGGCUGGCUCGUUCUAGUCAUCCUCUUUUACCUAUGCUUUGCCAUAUGUUCUUAUUUUCGCAUGCUUUGGUACUGACGCAUCCUCGGGUGAUGAAUGAAAUAACAGAAUACAUUGUCAUUCAGUGCAUUCCUAUUCGUUUUUUAGCCAUUGAUUCAAACACGACUACUUCCAUGAUACGGCGUCUCUCAUUUGCCUCUACCUCUAUGGUAUCUACUCCACUCUACUUGAUCAAUACACUAAGGCAACAAAAGAGUAUCAAUUCAGAGGGCUCUGCUCAAGAAGGACGAGAGACCAUCAACCGCCGAAGCUACAGUUGGUAUCCACCAAACCGCAAUGAUAAAUUACUCGCCAAAAUCAAGCACAAGCCAGACCCGGCCAUGCGAAAAACCCAGAUCUUUCAAGUCAAGACCAAGUUUCUCAAGUUGAAAAACAGAUGGAGUACAGGCGCUCUCUCUGUUCCUAGUUCGCCUACUCAUGUUGAGGUACCGGUGCUAAGAAGAGAUUCUGCACCUGCGCUGUUAUUCCGAAGUGGGUCUAAAAAGACAAAGCCAGAAGGAACGUCCAGUCAACAACAGAGAAGAACACUCAAGAUUUGCCAUCUGGCAUAUCCAGACAACACGUUCAAGCUAGAAUUCAAUGCCAGAUCGGACCGAUUGGUUUGGGAGACUAUGAUUCGAGAUAUCAUCGUGAAUUUGGACAAGCAACACAAAGCAUUCAAUAAGAAAAUGAUUUGUAAGUCGUUGCCUGUUCAGAAUGAUACAAGCAAUGGCAAUGCAAUUGAAAGAACAAAAUGUGCUUGUGCAUUUGUUUAUGAUCAGCAUGAAUAUUUGGUGGCAAUAGGAACACAGACUGGUAUCUGGAUAGGCUCACGCAAUGGUUCAAGCGCGUUUGAGUUAGUGCUACCGAACCGUGAUGUACGACAAUUGGCCGUGAUAGAUGACAAGCUGAUUGCCUUAAUACAAGACAACAAAGACCAAUUCUUAAUAGCCUACAGUCUACAUUCAUUAAGACAGUGUUUCCUGCAUCAACAACAAGAUAUAGACAGCUAUGUCAUUAAGCAAUCCAAUAUCAUUAGUUUUUCAGUAGGCAAGAUCAGAAAUCAACCGGUGAUCAUGUACCUUACACGACGACUAAAAUCAACCUGGCUUGUGGUUGUUGUUCCUACUGUUGAAGACGCAGCAUCAAAAAGCUGGUACAAGAAGUUUGGAUCAGAAUAUAAAGUGACAGUAAAGAAUCCUACCGAGUUGCAUAUCAUAGCUGAUGCUGUCUUUGUUCGAUCAGAACAAUAUGGUAUAGAGAGAAUUGAUGUUCUAUGUGAGCCUUCUCUGUUUUUGCAUUCGGCCGCCAAUUGGGUCUACAUUGGUGCAAAUAUAGCACUUAUUCCACUCUCCCAACACUAUCAUCAUUAUGGUAUUGUGUGUGAUGGACAAUGUGUAUAUACAGUAGCUUUAUUCCAAAAGCUAUCGACUAAACAACUGACGCCUAAAAUCAAGUUUGAGUCUCAAGUAAACUAUGUUGCUUUCAUCAACCAUUACUUGAUUGGGUUCUCUUCUACAGUGAUUGAAAUCAGAAGUAUUGAUAAAUAUGAAUUAAUUCAAGUAAUCAAGGGAAAUCGCAUCAAGUUUAUCUCUUCUACAAAUGAUCCUAGACAAGCACUUUUUUUUAGCAUGACAAACUCAAAAAACCCACACAUGACAUCCAUCUAUCAACUUCAAAUAUCCAUUUGA